This is a messenger RNA of Triticum urartu, 3395 nucleotides long. RefSeq lists its product as uncharacterized. The record is from RefSeq and is a predicted model, not a curated record. Gene Ontology annotation, biological process: regulation of DNA-templated transcription. NCBI's taxonomy places the organism in Eukaryota, Viridiplantae, Streptophyta, Magnoliopsida, Poales, Poaceae. Gene Ontology annotation, molecular function: double-stranded DNA binding.
CCAUUUCUUUCCUUCCCCACAGACAGACCACACCAAAAUACCUCCGCCACCGCCGCCGUCGCUGCCGCCACCGGCCGCCGCCGCGAUGCUCCGUCUCCGAGAGCGCAUUGUUUCCCGUCUCCUCUCUUUCUCCUCCACAUCCACCUCCGCCCCGGCCACCCCCCCACUCCGCCGCCUCCUCUCCGCCGUCGCGGCCCCCAUUCCCCCGAGCCGAGGAUUCGCCGUUGAGGAGUACCUCGUCGACACCUGCGGCCUCACCCGAGCCCAGGCACUCAAGGCCUCCACCAAGCUCUCCCACCUCAAGUCCCCCGCCAAUCCCAACGCCGUCCUCGCGUUCCUCUCCGGCCUCGGCCUCUCCAGCGCCGAUGUCGCCGCCGUCGUCGCCAAAGACCCGCUUUUCCUCUGCGCCGGCGUGGAGAGAACCCUGGGCCCCGUCGUCGCCGGGCUCACCGGCCUCGGUCUCUCGCGUCCUGAGAUCGCCCGCCUCGUCUCGCUUGCCCACUGCCACUUCCGGCGCAGAUCCAUCGUCUCCAAGAUGCACUACUACCUGCCCCUCUUGGGCUCCUUCCACAACUUCCUCCGGGCGUUCAAGUGCUCACCCUAUCUUCUCGCGCGGGACCUUGAUACGACGGUCAAACCCAAUGUCGCCUUCCUGCAGGAGUGCGGGCUAGCUGCUUGUGAUAUUGCCAACCUGACCAUGGUUAUUUGGGGGAUGCUGACCUGCGACCUGGAGCGCCUCCAGGCGAUGGUGACAUGCGCCGAAGGUAUAGGCGUGCCCCGUGGCUCUGGGAUGUUCAGAACUGCGCUACAUGCUGUCGCAUUCCAAAGCGAGGAGAAGAUCACCGCCAAACUCGAGUACUUGAAGAAGACCUUCAGGUGGUCUGAUACCCAAGUGAGGAAUGCUGUGUCUAGGGCUCCAAUGCUGCUGGGCAGGUCAAAGGACGCACUGCAGCGCAGGUCCGAGUUCCUGUUAGCUGAGGUGGGGCUGGAACCCGUGUGCAUUGCUUAUCGACCGAUAAUUCUCUGUCUUAGCCUGGAGGGCCGGGUCAGGCCCCGGUGCUAUGUUGUAAAGUUUCUCAAGAAAAAUGGAUUGCUAGAUCACGACCUGAGCUUCCAUACUGCAGUCAUGAAGACCGAGAAGGAUUUCGUGGAAAAGUAUAUAUGCCCUCACAAGGAAGCUGCGCCACACCUUGCUCAAGACUAUGCAACCGCUUGCAAAGGGAAAGUGCCAGAGAAUUUUAGAUUUACAUGAACCAGGAGUGGGCUAAGGAAAUCGGUUACUAUGUAUUGCGCAACAAAGUUUUCACUCUGCAUAGUAAUCUGGAAAUUUGGUUGCAGCUCUGGCAACACGCCUACAAGUCCUCUGGUGAAAUAGCCCUGAAAACGACUGAAAUUGUUGCUACUUUGACACUGUCUGCUCAAAGCAUUGCUGCUCUGAACUUUAUGCUUUCCCAUUGUAGAAGCUUCAGUGUGCAAGUUUUCAAAUGAGGUAAAUACAUCACAAGUGCCUAAACUUGUCCGGCGCGGUCAGUUUAGUGCCUAAAGUUGCAAAAUACGUAAAAGUGGUGCCAUGACUUGUCCGAAUGGUGCAUAUACGGUGCCUUUGCUCGUACGCCGCCGCCCAAUAUUCAGUGAUCUGUACUAUUCAAUACAACAAAAUACCAGUUAUUUAUGCAGAACAAUUUAGUUGUCUACUUUACAUACACUGCACACAUUCACUACAUCUCUAACGCAUUGCACUUGCACACAUUCAGCACAAAUAUUCAGUACAGUGCAGUGCACACAUUCAGUACAUCACCUGUCAUGAAAAUUCAGUUAACUGUACAAUCAGGUGUCACCAAAUUCAGUUAACUAUGCGUCAUCCGUACCCAAAAUUCAGUUACAGAUCUUUCUAUUUUUUCAGUUUGAAAAAUCUGCAGAUCUGAGCUGAAAUGACCAACAAGACAAUUGAUCACAUCUGAGCAAUAUUAUAGUCUAAUUUGGACAAGUUAUAUGAGCAAUACGAGCGAAGGCACCAUAUCUGCACCAUUUGUACAAGUUAUGGCAUCACUUUUACGUAUUUUGCAACUUUAGGCACUAAACUGACCGCGCCGGACAAGGUUAGGCACUUGGGGUGUAUUUACCUCAUUUGAAAACUUGCAGCCAGAAACUCCAUAAAUUUGCAUGAUGUCAGUUUAUUAUUUGAUGAUAAAUGCGAUGGUGUUUCUGUGUUCAUUUGUUAAGGGGGUGUAGUAUAUUCAGGGGUAUUACAGAGUUCCAAACUGAGAGCAUUGCCAUCUACGUGCAAAUGCAACAAAAGCAUUAAGUGCCACUUGCCGCCAUAAUUAAACAUGUUGAAAUGCAGAGUGCUGAGGGCUGACUGAGAUACGAAGUAUCCAUUGAUAAAAAAAGUAAAAAAUAAAAUAAAAACCCCGGAAACUAAAUACACAGGGGGAAUGGUAUAAUGGAGCGAUAUCAGUCAAGUUACAGACUGCAUUGUAACGGAAAGGUUGUCUUAGGCAGGCGCACAAGUUGAAGGCAGACUCAACAUCAGCAAGCACAAGUUGAAUUCUUUUGAUGAGACACAUGCGGAUGUCCUGGAGGCAUGGCAAACAUUCCAUGCCUACUGGUUGGUUAACAGAAAUUUAGCAUAGUAGGCACAACUUAUUUGAACUGAAACCUAGCGUCACGAAAUGUAAUAUAGCAGUGGUUGGUUGACAGUAACCUUGUCUGUCUUUCUUUCGAGCUAACCCAUAGGCAUUGGGACUUGCAUUACCUUGCAUUUAGUGCCUGUGGACUUUGUUUUGGUGGUUGGCUGAGGUGAGGAGCUUCCCAAAAAACCUCAAAAGUUGUAAGGUUGUGUUGCAAUUGCCUGUGUUUUCUGGACUAUUUGGAGGAGCAGAGAGUACAUUGUCUUUAGAGAUAAGGGGGUUGAUGAUCCUUUUUGCGUUGAUUCAUCUGAUUUGCUACUGGAUUAGUUCAUGGUCUGUUUUACAGAGAAAGCAGGAAAAUCUAAAUGCAUUGACGUGACGUGAGGAGCAAAGCUGAUCGAGCACAUAGCAAGCGAAAUCUUGAGGGCAUCUCAGGGUUGGUGUCCGGGCAUGCAAAGGCUGAGCAUUCUGCCUUCGCUGGUUGAUGCCUUUCCUUGAUUGACCAUAAGUAGUAUUCUUGAAGUUCUUUCAUUUUGUCUUCUUUCGUUGUCUUCAGUUUGGUUAGUUGUCUCUUAACUAAUAGUCCCUUUGUUUUUCCUAGUCCCUCCGCACCAUAAUAUACAUGUCGUUUUAGCAGUUGAAUUUGGGUUGCUAAAACGGCAUAUAUUAUGGUACAGAGGAAGUAUUAAAUGAAAUGGGAGGGGGAGGCCCCUCUUUUAUCAAAAAGAAAACUUUGAAGCUGCUGAAACUUUUCAGUCCUAGUAA